GGAAGGAGCUGCUGGCGUCACUCCGUACCUGUGAUGUCAGAGUCUGCAGAGCUGCUGGAGUCUUGAGGUGAAAACAUAUAAAGUCUAUAUGUACAUGAAAAAUGUUCAAAUGUGACUUCAGGUGACCAGCUCCGCUCAUUUGCACUGAAAAAUAGUAAUUGUGUGAGUAGGGCUGGGCGAUAUGAGCAAAAGUUUAUCACAAGCAGGGGGGAAAAAUAUAUAUAUAUAUUCUGUGUAAUAAAUUUCUAAAGUUUGUCCACAGCCCCGUAAGCUUUGUUGGCGGGGGCGGGAUUUAUGACCUAUGCUGCAGCCUGUCACCAGAGGGUGCUGUUCUCAGAGUGGCUUCACCCAGUGAGGAGGCAGACGGCGUCCAUUCUAUAUACAGUCUAUGGUCAUAAGGCGUUGCACUAGAGAAAGCGGACUGAAUGGCCAGCUGUUUCGGCUGCACAGGUGCAAUGGGCUCCUUGAUCCACUCUAGGUUUGUAACCUUUUGCAUUGUGCGUGCACUGCUUCAGGUGGUGAAAAAGAUUUGAGGAAUUCCCCGACUUUGCAAGAACGUGUACUCGACAUAACUUGCAGUGCACAUUACUCUGCUUCAUGUCCGACCUUAAAAAAAACAAAAAAAGUGCUAUGGCUGAGUGUAGCUGCAGCCUGCUACUAUGCAGUUGUUUGCUACUUGGUUCUAAUUCAGCACAUGAUUGGUUCAGUGCGAAGCGGACCCAGAGCAACUCCCCUUUUCAUUGGCUGUUUGUAUCGUCCACCAAAAUAUGGCAGAAUGCCGACUAUUGAAAAACAUAUUGACCAUGUUUCAUGUUGAUAUUGAGGGACAUUAAUUUUCGAUAUAUAUCUUUAUGGUUUUAUCGCCCGGCCCUAUUUAUGACAUUUAAACAUCCAUGAAAAGAGCUUUUCACAACAAGUGUGACUGCUCUCAUAAAAGAUUUUAGUCACAGACCUCCGUCAUUCAGCUUUAAUGGUACCUACAAUCCCAGUAAAAACUCUCUGGCUGUUUGUCAGCUAAGGUGAUGUUUACUUCACUAAGUGUCAUUAAAUCGUUAAUAAGGUCUAAUAAUGAGGUAAGCUUGUAGAGAGCCAGCAACACCUCUGUGUGAUCCAUCUCAAAUACAGAUGGUUCACUUACAGCAAAAUAAAAUAAGAAAAACAACUUUAAUUAGAACUCUAAUUCAUAACAAAUCUAUAAAGUUUUCAGAACGGGACAUUCAAAUGUCAUUCAAAACAACCUGAUUUGUCCCUGAAUUGCUCCUUAUAUUUUUCACGUUUUUACCUCUUGAAAAAAAAUAAACCAGGAAACUAAUAAAACUAUUAAAGUUAAACCAUUUUUUUCUGGAUUAACAGGGUAAAGUGGUUGUCUAACACAAUGAUAAUAUGUUGUAGCUCAUUAAAGGUGCAGUGUGUAGAUUUCAUGUCCCAAUCUAGGGGCUUCAGAUACCCAGCAUUUGUAGCCUCCAGAGACUCAGGCUGAACUGAACUGAGACAGCACAGUCUACACAGGACUCAGUGUUUAAGUCACCGGGUGUCUCUGCCUUUAUGCCAGCAUCACACAGCACCACCCUUUCACCAGGCAUUUGGUGGCCAGCUGGCGAACUCAUUUUGUUUAGCUAGUGUCCUGUAACUUAAAAGCCAUCACUUAAAUUUUAAAGAUAGAUUUUAAUAGUGAUGUGUUAGACUUGUGUUUCAUUUGUUUUGAACUGAACUUUUGAAGAGGCAUACAAAGAAUCACGGGAUACGAUACCUUUGGCCACGAAGGACGUACCUGAUGCAGCCUGCUUUUUUAGCCAUUUUGAAGAGGAAUUAAAAAUCAAGAGCUGUCUGAGACAAACAGUAACACACUAUGUGAUUUAGUUUAUUAAAAAGCAACUUACUGAUGCAGCAGGAGCCGAACCAAUUGACAGAAAUGUUACGUUGUGUUUACUGUCAAAUAGUCAUUUCUUUUUUCAUAUCAUUUUCCCUCAUCUUCUAGCAACUAACAUUUAGCAUCGGAUGUUCAUUAAGUGUCCUUGUGCUAUUUGACAGACUAUUGAGCACUGCCAGGUGUUUGAUUAGAAACCUGAGAGCUAAACACAGGCGCGAGCACGCACAAAAUGCACCAAGGGAAAGUGGAUUUCUGUCUUUGGCUUAAGCCAGCAGCUCAGAUGUUGAAAUGUACUUGAGGCAAGUAGAGAAGCUGUAAGACGAGCUCCAGACAUCAUUCAUGAAGUGUUUCCAGGGUCCAGAGUCCAGACCUCUUUCUCCUUUUAUAUCCCAAAUUCUUCAGCAGAUGGAAUCAUAAAGGGUUUGCAGGUUUUUACGAAGAAUGAGUGAAAUGAAACUGAAUUUAAUUUUAAGACAUCUGGCACACAGUUAAACUGGCUUACUGAAGAUGAGCAGAGGGAUGAGCUUCAUGUCUAUGAGACGAGUUAAUCAUGUUUGUGAAGAAAGCAAAGCCAGCUGGAUCAAGUAUUGCUCCCUCGGGACCCCAACAUAAUCCUUUUCAAAUAUUUUUAAGUUUGGGCUGAUUGUAUAGUUCAAUUCAGAGUGAUUUUUAUGGCAUUAUACAACAACUCCCCUUGAGAGAGUACACAUAAUUCUCAAUGAAUGAAGUCCUUUUGCUGUCUCAAAAAUACAGUACAAAAACAUUAAAUCAUAAAGCUCAUACUGUAUAAGUGAAAUACUUCAAAUAUUUGUACGCUUAAAAAGUACAGAAAACCUUAUGUUGUUAUUUAUUUAAGGAGUUUAACAGUUUCUUUCAUCUGGAAGUAGUUUUUUCAGCUUUAAAACACAAGUGAAAAAAAAUUGAAGGAGUCAUCUGAUGAAACAGUAGUAGCAGGGGGACACUCCCACAAACUAUUAAAAUCGUCCCCACACUGUUCCACUUUUGUAACAGCUGAGUAAAGGACACUCCCCUUUGCUUUAAAAGCGGUGGCCACAAAAUCAUCUCACCUCUGCUGAGGUUUUGCUUCAACAUCUGGAUUUCUCCAUCCCUACACUGGGAGUCUAUUGAUCUGGUAUCAAUCUGUGACAUAGAGGAUAUCAAGGACACCCAGUUCUCUCUGAAGGAAUCCAGCUUCGCCUGAGGUGUGUCCUGUACUGAGCAUUGAUGAUGGGUCUGUUGGCCAGAGCAGCGGCUCUGUCUCUGCUGCUGCAACAGCUGGUGAGCACCGUCACAGCACAAGGCAUCAGUAAGUUCUCUUCUGCACCCUCUGGAAAACAGCACAGGUUAAUAAUCUCUGAAUCUAUCUUUCCAUUUUAAAUAAUCUGUUCUCUGUUCAACAAUAUCUAAUCUAAUAUAUUCUAGAUAUUUUGAGGCUUGAAAAUUUGACAUCCUGUAAAAGAACACUCACUGGCACAAGGUCAGUCUUUGGCAGGCUAAAUAACACGACCUGCCAAUCUUAAUGUGAACCUCAGUGUUUCAGUUUCAGUUGUUGUUGCUUCACGUUAGUCUUGAAUUCAUGUCUCUCAGCUGUUUGCAAGUGUUUCUGUGAACAGGUGUGAAUGUGUCUGUGCAUGUGAAGCUGUGUGAGGCUGUAGGUUUGUUCCACUGGAAAGAGCUGACUGCUGUUGCUUUUUUCGGCAACUUCGGUCCACCAUUCCAUAACACACAGCAGGAUAUAUACAUAGGCGUGUUCUUGCACACAUAUGUAUAUGCACAUGCACACACAUACGGAUACACUGUCACACGUAAUAAAGCACCGUAAUGCUCUGACUCAGUAGUGGUGAUUCACAGCACAAUGUGAGCUAUAGACUUGAAGACACACACCAUUCAGUAAUACAUAGAAAAAAGAGAAAGUCAGUGUUGCUCUCAGUUGAGUUUUGUGUGUGAUGAUUUCAGCGAGUCCUUGCCUUUAAGAUGAAGUUUAUUUACAGUGUUAUAUUGCAGUUUUUCUAACAGUCCUCUCCUGUGUUAGUCUACGACCUGCUGGUGUCUCCUGACUGCCUGCCUGACCUACUCCAAGGAAGUCUGAAGAACAAAGGGCGAGACGAGGCGUUCCUCCUCUCCUCCUUCAGGAUCCACAACAAGGCCCCGACCUCUCUCUUCAGUGUCGUCAACCCCCAAGACAACUCCAAGUAUCUAGAACUCAGCAUACAGGCCAAACUGAGCAAGGGUGAGUUAUUGUUCUGAUACAUGUAACAGGUUCUGUGAAAACUACUUCAACAGACUAUGCUGUAAGCUUUUUGUUCUCCAGUUUUAAAUCAUGCUUUUCUGCAGCCAGGUCUCUGUUUCCCCUCUUAUUCUGUGUCUGGUCAUAUUUUUGCUUCAACACUAGUUAUCCUUCGUUACCUGAAGACUGACGGCAGGUUUGGUACAACCAGCUUCAACCACCCCUCGCUGGCAGAUGGCCGGGAUCACCAUGUAAUGCUGCACGCCAGAGGUUUGCAGCACGGUCCACCUCGCCUCCACAUCUACAUAGACUGCAGAAUGGUUCACACUUUGGAUGAUCUGCCCGCUGCAUUUGGGUCCAUCCCACCUGGCUCCAACAAGGUGGCACUCAGGACCCUUCAGACAAGUAGACAGGUGAAUGAAAAGCUUAAUAAAAGAGGCUUAACAGUAAGGUCUAGCUGCUGGAAGAGGACCACUUGAGAGUAGAAAGAUGCCAGAGAGAGGGCAGGAAAGUCAGAGCCAAGGUGACAAGCUUCUUUGUAGUUCAACCCUGCUUGGUUAGCUUGUACACCCUACCUCCACCCACUGCUGCCCAUUUUCAUAAGAGAAGAGAGUAAGGAGGAGAAGCUUGUUUGGGUCUCCUUCAGUCUUUCUCUGUCUGCUGUUUCUUGGUCAGGAUGAGCUGAUGGACCUGAAGCUGGUGAUAGAAGACACUAUAGACAAUGUGGCCACUCUGCAGGACUGUUCUAUGGAUCAGGGGGGAUCUGGGGCAUCUGGCAGAGAGGCUCUGCAGCUGCUGGGUGAGAAAAAUCGACGGCUUAUUGACAUGAUCUGAUUUUUAACUGUGGCAAAUAUACAGCUUUGUUAAAAAGUUUCACACGCAACUUUACUCUAAAUAAAGCUUUAGCUCUGAGCUGAAACAAAGAGCACAUUGCCAUUAAAAACAGUCUGAAACCCUUUGAUGAAAGAAUCCCUUCAUGUAAUUUUGAAUAUCAGCAGGACUUUUUUUCCAUUAUGAUCUUAUUGAAGCACAUCUUACCUUUUAAAAUCAAACAUUGCACUAAAGUUACUCUGUUUGUCUGCAGUUUAUGUUCUCCUCUCAUGGUCAGAUUGGCUGUGUUGACCAUUUAGGGAUUAGUGUCCUUAAUGGACUUUUGCUAUUCAAUGAAACACACACCGGUGAGGUUUAUUAGUUAUCGUUUCAGAGGAUCCAAGGCAGAAUGAAUUAGGUAUAAAGGCUAAGAAUUAUUAGAGCUCUAAGUUAAUGAUAGAUAAUACAAGACACCCUAAAAGGACUUAGAAUUGAAAUCAGGACUCAGAAUUUAUGUUCUAAUAAUUGUGAGAUGAGGGCAAUUUUAAAACCCACAGAUACAAAACCAGAUUAGAUCGUUUGUAUCAGUUAUUCAUAAAUUAAACAACUAACUAUUGAAAAUAUACUCAAAUAACGUAUGCUAUCCAAACGACUGCCAUGGCCAUCCAUGUAGUCAUAGACUUCCACUGGUUUAAGCACUGAACUUGGUAGAUGUAUUGCAUAUUUCAUUCUCUGGUUUGUGGUAUUCCCUCAGGUAUCCAGGGGGCCAGUAUGACACACGACCAGGCCACCAUGCUGGAGCUGAAAAGCAUGUUCGCUGAGAUGAAACAGCUGCUCAACCAGCAGGUAACCUGUUUAAUGUCCCAGCCUUGUGUGUCUGGGAAAUAGAAAACAAUAGUGAAAAUGCACCCAUCAUCUGGAAGAGGUAUGAUAGUAUCUUGUUAUUUAGAGGAGCUAUUUGUUUGUAUAAGUGGAGGAGAGUUGGCUGCUUCAUGACCAUUUGGAAUUUUAAUUUUCCCAGGCUAAGAUUGGCUCUGUAAUUAAACUAACAUUUUGUUGUGUACAUCAGGAGUCCAGACUCUGAGGGCAUGACAACUCUCUGUAGUUCUUUUGUUCCCAGAGUUCAUUUGUUCAGCAUCAGAGAGAAGAAUGAAAAACAAAAAAAAGACAUUCACCUCAGGAGCAGAUAAAGGAUUUCAGAUGAUCGUUUAAAGCUGAGGAUUUGUUUGAAGAUAAACCAUCAAACCAAGAGCCUGUGGAAAUAAAAUCCUUGUUAUGCGGUCUGCAUCUCAUAAACACAGAGUCAGUUCAGUGGUUUGAGAAACAGACCACAAGAGUUUUCCUUGGCUGGUACAGAUUGUCUAACUAUUACAGUCCCAUUCAGAUUAAGAAAACAAGAUGAAAGAGAUACGGUUCUGAGCUGCCACUUUCACUGAGAACAGUAAAAGUAUAGCACAAGUAUUAACUUUAUUUUUUCUGUUUUUCUCUGCUUUAGAUUAAGGAGAUCAGUUUUCUGAGGAACACCAUCACAGAGUGUAUUCCUUGUUGUAAGCAGCACAAAAGUUCUAAUAAUCAGACUUUCCACAUGGUGUAAAAACUUUCCUGAAAAUCAUUUCAUCUCAUCUGUGACUGUGUAGCUGCGGGUCUAAGGGGCGGCCCGACCAACACGGGUCCAGCUCCGACUCCAGGACAGUUUGUCAUGCGGCCUGAGCCUCCGACUGAGUGCCCACCAGGUACCUGUUUCACACAGAGCAUGUGCAUCCCUACGGGCUCAGGAGAUUUCCAGUGUGCGCCUUGUCCGGAUGGAUAUACAGGAGAUGGCGUGCAUUGUGAUGAUGUAGAUGAGGUAUGCUGAUUCAGUGUUGUUUUCCAGUGAAAGUUGUACUUGUCUCGUCAUCAUGAUAAUAACAGUUUCUCUGUGUGCGUUUUAGUGUCAGUUUGGCCCAUGUUUCCCUGGCGUGCAAUGUGUGAACACCGCCCCUGGUUUUCGCUGUGGGCAGUGUCCUCUGGGAUACACUGGACCAGGGUUAGAUGGAGUGGGAGUGGCUUAUGCUAAGACCAACAAACAGGUCAAACAAAAACAAUGACCCUGCUGUUUAAGAGUUCAUUCAUUGAUGCCUGUCGUCACUGAGGGAAUCUCUUCUUUACACACUGACUGUAGACAUUUUUUUCCAGGUGUGUGAGGAUAUUGAUGAGUGUCUUGGCCCACCUGACAAUGGAGGUUGUACCCCUAACUCACAGUGCCACAACACCAUGGUAAGACCACUGGGACUUAACAGUUAGUAGCAAAUUACCCCAUAGUUGGAGACCUGGGAUCUUGACCCUGAACUAUCCUGAACAGGGCUCUUUCCGCUGUGGAGACUGUAAAACUGGCUUCACAGGCAACCAGGUGAGCGGCUGCCAAGGUACCAGACUUUGCCCCAACGGCCAACCAAACCCCUGUGAUGCCAACGCAGAGUGUGUGGUGGAGAGAGACGGCAGCAUUAGCUGCAGGGUAAGAGCUUCAAAGAGACUGACCUCAUAUUCGGCUUUCUGCGAAACCCUUAAUCAUGAAUAAGUCAUUUAUGAUCAUGCUGUUUAACAGUUCAUCAUGACAUCAUGACUUUUCCUUCCUCUCUCUCUCUCUCUCUCUCUCUGUGUGUGUGUGUGUGUGUGUGUGUGUGUACUAGUGUGGUGUUGGCUGGGCAGGUAAUGGCUAUGUGUGUGGAAAGGACACUGAUAUUGACGCAUUUCCAGACAGUAAGCUGAAGUGUAAAGACGACAACUGUCGACAGGUACUCAUGUCUACACCCCCACCCCCCUCUGAUGUAUUUAAUAACCUGUUUGCAUUAAAAAUAAUUUGUUUGUGCUUUGCUUGUUUUUCCAGGAUAAUUGUGUGUUUGUUCCGAACUCUGGUCAAGAGGAUGCAGACAGAGACGGGUUAGGAGAUGCCUGCGACGAAGAUGCAGACAGUGAUGGCAUUAUUAACAAUGACGUAGGAUACUCCCACAAAGUUUUGGGUCUAAAAUCAAAACCUUUUACCUAUGUUUGAUUAACUACAAAGUAAAAUAUGACUGAUUUGUCUCAGGACAACUGCUGGCUUGUACCAAAUGUGGACCAGAGGAACAGCGAUAAGGAUCUCCAUGGCGAUGCUUGUGACAACUGCGUAACAGUUGAUAAUCCUUCUCAGAGGGAUAUUGAUAAGGAUGGGCUGGGAGAUGAGUGUGAUGAUGAUAUGGACAAUGAUGGUAAGUGGAUUUUUGAUGAACAAAUGAUAUAUUCUGUGAUUUCUCCGUACCUCCAGGACUGUUACCACCAUGUUUGUACAUGGGUAAAGUGACUAAAAAGGCUGUUCUGUGGGAGGUGUAAUAAUGUGUUCAUUAUGGCUUUUAUUGCUCCAGUUUGAGGUAAUGAAGUUUGGAAGGCAUCUUGAAACCUAAUGGCUGAUAAUCACAUUAAAAGACUACCGUGUCUGUGAGAGUUAUCCAAACCGCAGGCUGUCUGGACAAGAACACAACUCUUACCACCCUGUCUAGGAAAAAGUACAGAGGGGCAGCAAUUUAUCUGUUCAAAACAUCCUCCAGGUUUUUUUUUUAAAUGUCUGUUUCCAAUUCACAUCCUCUACCACUUAGAUCACCAGCUUUCAGGAAAACAACCCAAAGGUUAUUACAGUUUUAAAAACAGCAGAAAACAGUGUUGAAUGUUAAACUGUCCCAACUGGAAUUAUACGUGUUAUCCCACAAACUUUUCUCACAUACCUCACUUGAUGGCUCUUUUAGAGCACAUCUCAUUUGUUCCACUGGAAACACAGUUUGAACUUGUUCCCAUUGUGUAUGUGUGUGUGCCUCUGUGUUUACCUUUAAAAGCUUACGCAGGUUGCAUGUUAAGACUUUGUGUAGUGACCCAUGCUCAUUCAGUUUGGCGGCACUCCAAACUCUUGAUCAUUUGGUUAUGUCUUCAACUCCAGGACGGGAUUGCUGAGCGCUUGGUCAUGUCUGUCUCCUCUCUCAAAGCAUUUUUCCACUUAAAGCCUCCGCCAGGCAUUGAAGGCCACUGGAAACUAUUUCACCUUUGCCUUAAACAAACACUGCCAUCUGCUGAUGCAUUCGACAGCCUCUGUCUGUAUACUGUAGCUGCAUACUGUCACGCUGUGUUUUGCUUUCUCCCCUGUCAGGGGGUUUUAACACUCGACUCAUAAAUCAUGUUCACAGGUUUGAAGAAUAUUCUUGAUAACUGUCCGAGAUUUCCCAACCCUGACCAGAAAGACCAGGACAAGGAUGGGGUGGGAGAUGUCUGUGACAGCUGCCCUGACAUGUUCAACCCUAACCAGGUGAAAGAAAUUAAGGAACAACCCAAACAAAAGACAAGACUUGCCUCGUAGCUCUAACCGUGAAGGUGUUUUCUCCCUACAGUCUGACUCAGAUGAUGAUCUUGUUGGAGAUACAUGUGACAACAACAUCGACAGGUAGAGCCCACCUUCAUGACCAGACAGAAAAGCUUUGAGAACAUCAGUUGAGCAUUCUUUGGAGUAAAAACACAGCAGUGACAACUUUCUCGGUAUAACUGUUUGGUAGAAAAUCUUAAAGAAGUAAUAGUAAGUUAUGUCAAACUAUGAUCCAGACUGAAGCACUUUGUCUACACUGAUGUCUGUGUGGUGACAGGAGUGAUUAAGUUCAUCCAAACCAUUAAAAUGAGACAUUUUUAAUGAUCUGUUUUACCGGCACAACUCCUCUUUUCAGUGACGGUGACGGACACCAGGACUCAAAGGAUAACUGUCCCACAGUCAUCAACUCUUCUCAGCUGGACACCGACAAAGACGGGAUGGUUUGCUACCUUUCUUUUUAUUUGUUUGAUCAUCUCAUGUGUUUUGACAUACAGAUGCCAUCCCCAUACUCCAAAUGUGCCGUUAUUUCUUCAUAGGGAGAUGAUUGUGAUGAUGAUGAUGAUAAUGACGGUAUACUGGAUGAUGAUGACAACUGCAGAUUGGUCCCUAACCCAGACCAGAAGGACACAGACAGUUAGUAUCACUUAGUCUUUGUCCCUGUGGCAGCAUGUGUGUAGUAUUUGCGCUCUCUGUGUAGACAGUAUUUGUGUUCUUCUUAAGCUGCGCCCUCAUAUUUCAGAAAACAAUGUUGGAGACGCCUGUGAAGGAGAUUUUGACAAAGAUAAUGUCAUUGACAUAAUCGACCACUGCCCAGAGAACGCUGAAGUCACCCUAACUGACUUCAGAGCCUAUCAGACUGUAGUGCUGGACCCAGAAGGGGACUCUCAGAUUGACCCCAACUGGGUAGUCCUCAACCAGGUAAAGGAAAACCAACCCUUUAUUCUUAGCUAGCCUCUGUGACACUGUCUUAUUUUUAGCUUUGUGUUACAUUACAGUCUUAUGAUGUUGUCACGACAAAAUGAGUGUAAAAAUGUGCUUGUUGUUGAAAAAUUAAAAUGUUUUUAAGACGAGGAUUAUGCUACUUAUGUUGAAUUUUAACAACACCAAAUAAAGUGAAGCUUCUCUGUUUUGAUGCUUACAGGGCAUGGAGAUUGUUCAGACCAUGAACUCUGACCCCGGCCUUGCAGUAGGUAAGUAAACCCUCAUUCUGCCUCACCUCAGACGAUGUUUUAAUUAUAAGGUAUGACACAUUUUCUUCAUAUUUUCUUAGCUGUUUCCCACCAUGUUGUGUUUUUUUUUGUUACCAUCCAUAUUGUUAGGCUACACAGCUUUCAGUGGGGUUGACUUCGAGGGUACCUUCCAUGUGAACACUGUGACUGACGAUGACUACGCUGGCUUCAUCUUUGGCUACCAGGACUCCUCCUCCUUCUAUGUGGUGAUGUGGAAACAGACAGAGCAGACGUACUGGCAGGCUGCACCCUUCAGGGCAGUUGCUGAUCCUGGGAUACAACUUAAGGUAAAACGUGGGUUCAAGUGGUUUAUAAUCUGCAGCUACCCGGUCACAACUCCAGAGGCAGGUUAGGUCUUCGACUAUCUGUAGCAACAUGAGAAUUAAUCACCUUGGAUACAUCAAAAAGAUGAGGAAGGUGAAAAGGAAAACAGACGUAUUGAUAAGAUAUUAAAGUACUGAGUUUGUUAUUUGCAAGAAAAAUUUAUUAAAGUGUCAAUUCACCAUGACUUCUCAAUUUACCGACUAAAAAUAAGUCUGGUCUUUUAGUUUUACUGUGUGCUGGCCAACUUUCAAAUCCUGAAAAUCUUUCAUUUUUUAAGAAUUAGUCACAUAAGUCAACUCCAAACAUGUCAUUCAUAAAGUUAGGAAUCUCCCAGUCUCAUGUUACUGCCCUCUUUAUCCCCCAGGCUGUGAAAUCUAAGACAGGUCCUGGUGAAUAUUUGAGGAACUCCCUCUGGCACACAGGUGACACCCAAGACCAGGUUACUCUCCUGUGGAAGGACCCAAGGAAUGUGGGCUGGAAAGAUAAGGUCUCCUACCGUUGGUUCCUCCAGCACAGACCACAAGUAGGAUAUAUCAGGUACAAAAAGACACAGUCACUCACUCACAGUUGGGCAGAAAUACACACACAAUGAAUGAAAUGUGGGACUAAUUCACCUCCUCUGUGAACCAGGGCUCGCUUCUUUGAGGGGUCAGACCUGGUGGCAGACACAGGGGUCAUUACUGACACCAGUAUGAGAGGAGGGAGACUGGGCGUCUUCUGCUUCUCACAGGAGAAUAUCAUCUGGUCCAAUCUGAAGUACAGAUGCAACGGUGAGAGUCUGCAAGAUUUGAGCACCUGCUCUGUCCACUAUAAGUAUCACUGAGAGCUUAAGAGUUUCAUUUCUUCUCUCCACAGACACUAUUCCCCACGACUAUGAGGAUCUCAGUGCCCAAAGCACGCAGUAAAGAAGAGGGUGAAGAGGCCUGUUGAGAACAUAUAAAAGGGCCAAGAUGAAGACUUGGGAUAAACUGAGAAAUAAAGAUGAGAGGGACCACAGGGAACAGCUUUGGAGGAAAUAUUUGAAGAUGGUAUUUUAACUUUGUCAUUCAAUACAGUCAGCAUAACUGAGGGCAUUAUAUCAUUUCAUUAGUUAGCUAAAGCAAGUGCACUCCUGUUUGAAUGAUCAGGUCUGUGUUUGUCCACGGGAUAUCGCCUGCGAAUUUUGUCAUUAUUCUGA
Xyrichtys novacula (pearly razorfish) is the source of this 12000-nucleotide messenger RNA. The record is from the annotation of a GenBank genome assembly. Lineage: Eukaryota; Metazoa; Chordata; Actinopteri; Labriformes; Labridae.